Messenger RNA from Jaculus jaculus (lesser Egyptian jerboa), 2370 nucleotides. RefSeq names its product 5-hydroxytryptamine receptor 6 (gene Htr6). Gene Ontology annotation, molecular function: neurotransmitter receptor activity; G protein-coupled serotonin receptor activity. The transcript has 3 exons. Bases 341 to 1660 code for a protein of 439 amino acids. NCBI's taxonomy places the organism in Eukaryota, Metazoa, Chordata, Mammalia, Rodentia, Dipodidae. Gene Ontology annotation, cellular component: membrane; dendrite. The record is from RefSeq and is a predicted model, not a curated record. Gene Ontology annotation, biological process: chemical synaptic transmission; G protein-coupled receptor signaling pathway, coupled to cyclic nucleotide second messenger.
CGGGCGCCCCGUCCCCAUCUUACACCACCCCUCAGUGGGCUCUGCCCCACCCCAGGGCGCACAUCCACCCUAGUCCUAACUUUAAGGGGCUUGUGCACAUCAGUGCCCACCCCCAAACUUCUUACUCGAGUGACCCCACACGAGGGGUGCCCACACAACCCUUCCCAGCCUUCUAAUCACGGUCAUGACCUAGCGGACCCCCCCCACCCCCAACCUUGUCACCGACCUUACCCUCCAGGGCAAUAUUCUCACCCGAUUGGUCUCCUCUACCUCAGGCCAUUCACACUGUCCUCUCUGGAUUCCCUCCAUAUUCCGUAUCUAGUCCUCCAUCCCAGUCCCCAUGGUCCCAGAGCCGGACCCUGCCAACAACAGCACCCCAGUCUGGGGCCCCGGGCCACCAUCUGGCCCAGAGGGCAAUGGCUGGGUGGCAGCCGCUCUCUGCGUGGUCAUCGCGCUGACGGCAGCAGCCAACUCGCUGUUGAUCGUCCUCAUCUGCACGCAGCCAGCGCUGCGCAACACGUCUAAUUUCUUCCUGGUGUCGCUCUUCACGUCGGACCUGAUGGUGGGGCUGGUGGUGACGCCACCGGCCAUGCUGAACGUGCUGUACGGGCGCUGGGUGCUGGCGCGCGGCCUCUGCCUGCUUUGGAUGGCCUUCGACGUGAUGUGCUGCAGCGCCUCCAUCCUCAACCUCUGCCUCAUCAGCCUGGACCGCUACCUGCUCAUCCUGUCGCCUUUGCGCUACAAGCUGCUCAUGACAACCCCGCGCGCCCUGGCGCUCAUCCUAGGCGCCUGGACUCUCGCGGCCCUCGCCUCCUUCCUGCCCUUGUUGCUGGGCUGGCAUGAGUUGGGUCGUGUCCGUACACCCGCCCCGGGCCAGUGCCGCCUGUUAGCCAGCCUUCCGUUUGUCCUCGUGGCGUCGGGCGUCACCUUCUUCCUGCCCUCAGGUGCCAUCUGCUUCACCUACUGCAGAAUCUUGCUGGCUGCCCGCAAACAGGCUGUGCAGGUGGCCUCGCUCACGACAGGCAUGGCCGGGCAGACUUCGGAGACCCUGCAGGUACCUGGGGUGCCUAGGACUCCACGUCCAGCGAUGGCAUCGGCUGACAGCAGGCGCCUGACCACCAAACACAGCAGGAAGGCCUUGAAGGCCAGUCUUACCCUGGGCAUACUUCUGGGCAUGUUCUUUGUGACCUGGCUGCCCUUUUUUGUGGCCAACAUAGCUCAGGCUGUGUGUGACUGCGUCUCCCAGGGCCUCUUCGAUGUCCUCACAUGGCUGGGGUACUGUAACAGCACCAUGAACCCCAUCAUCUACCCGCUCUUCAUGCGAGACUUCAAGCGGGCCUUGGGCAGGUUCCUGCCAUGCCUUCGUGGGUCCCCGGAGCGCCGGGCCAGCCUUGCUUCUCCCUCCAUGUGGACCUCUCACAGUGGUGCCCGGCCGGGCCCCAGCCUUCAACGCGUGCUUCCGUUGUCCCUGCCUCAGGACUCGGAUUCUGGCUCUGGUGGUUCUUCAGGUGUUCAGAUUGCAGCCCAGCUGUCGCUGCCUGGAGAGGCCACCCGGGACUCUCCACCACCGACCAGGGCCACUGCCAUGGUCAAUUUCUUUGACGUGGACUGUGUGGCGCCUGAAUUGCGGCUGCAUCCACCCAGUUCCCCCACAAACUGACCAGGUCUGCAGGGAGCCAUAUCCCUGAGAGGUCGGGUCCACCCUGCUAAGUCUGGGAAGUGGUAGGUCUCCUGGGUGCCCUCUGCGCUCCAGGGGGCGUCCUGAGCUGGCCUCCAAUGCGGCUGUAGGCCCCUUGCCUAGAAGGACGUUGGCUGUCUCGGGCGUGGCUCUCUGUAAGGUGUGGCUGUGUGGAGUGUAGCUUGUCUUAAGAGUCUUCUCGUAAGGAGGACUCUGGGAGCUGAGGACUCAGGCAUCUGGCUUCUGAUCAGUAAGGAAGUAAUGGGUCCUCCUCUGUCCAUUCUGUCAGGCUGUGUGGGUGGGAACAUUUCCAUCUAGUAACCCAGGUUCAUGUUUGACCCAAUCCCCUGCUCCCCAAGUGGCCCCCUGUGGGCUUUCUCAUCACCUGAGAAGUUUUGCAAAAAGUCGAACAUUUCCUCUUCUACCUUGCUGCUCUGAGACCUUUCACAGGUCACGUCACCUCUUCAAAUCAUACUUAUCCCAUGAAAAAAACACAGGGUAAUGACUGGUAAGAUAGUUUUGAGAUUUAGGGCCAUGUGUAUGGUGAGCCCAGCACCAGUGAGGGGGGGGUCAGUAGGGGGUAGGUCCUGUUGUUAUAACUCAGGGUCAUCCAGUCCCCUGACUCUCAUGGUGGGCCAGCAAGGGAGAUACAUAUAUAUGUAUUUAUAUGUAUAUAUAUUUUUUCGAGACAG